CAGCCAUCCCGUUACGUAAGAAAUUGAAUAUUUUCACUUCUCGCGCUAUUUCACCGCAGCGGAUAGGUAGCUAGCCAGGGACGUUGGGCUCUUUGUGUGAGAUGGGGGACGAUCGACCUUUUGUGUGCACCGCCCCAGGCUGUGGCCAGAGAUUUACUAAUGAAGACCAUCUAUCGGUCCACAAACACAAGCAUGAGAUGACCCUGAAAUUUGGUCCUGCCAGAACUGACUCCGUCAUCAUUGCAGACCAGACCCCCACACCCACCCGCUUCCUGAAGAACUGUGAGGAGGUGGGUCUGUUCAAUGAGCUGGCCAGCUCCUUCGAGCAGGAGUUCCGGAAGGCCCAUGAGGAUGACCAAAGGAACAAAAACCCGCUCACGGCCCCCCAGCUUCCGGCCCCACCCCUACAGACCCCCUCUGGGGUGAAAGAAGAGGAUGAGGGGCCUCUGGAGGUCGACUCCUCCCCCCCAGGCAGUCCUGACUCCACCUCCAGCAUGUCGGACAGCAGCAAAGAGCCAAUGGAGACUCCUCCACGGCCGGUGGUAAGCUCUGCCCCCACGCCAACUAUCGUACGCCCAGGGUCCCUUCCCAUUCACCUUGUUUACGACCCCCUGCACCCGACUCUGCCCUCGCCAACCUCUGUCAUCACACAAACCCCGCCCUCCAACAGACAACUGGGCUCUCCGACAGGUUCCUUCCCGCUGGUAAUGCAUCUCCCCAACGGACAGACAGUCCCUCUCCUCCCCAGCCCAAAUAUGACCUCGGUCAUAUCUCUGGCGAGGCCGUUUAAUUUGGUGCCCAACAUCCCUGGGAUUCCAGGCCCUCCGAUUGGUGGGACCAGCAGUGGCUCCUCCUCCCCAUCUGGGUAUAGUCUACACUCAGAGGCCAAGAUGAGGCUGAAGGCAGCGCUGACCCAACAACAGCAGCAGCAUGGCCCGGGGGCUCAGAAUGGGGCUGGAGAGGGCCCAGGGGGGGCAGGUUCCAGCCCCAUUGUCCCCCAGAGACAUGAGCAGAGCCAGCAGCCCUCGCAGCACUCUGACACACCCUCUCCCGCACAGCCACAGCAAACCAGCAGUGGCUCCUCCUCUCCAUUUGGGUAUAGUCUACAUUCAGAGGACAUGAUGAUGUCCCCAGCCCAGCCCACAGGUGGUAGGAGGCGGCGGGGUGCGGAGGUUGACCCAGACGAGAGGAGGCAGCGCUUCCUGGAGAGGAACAGGGCGGCGGCUUCUCGCUGCCGACAGAAACGCAAGGUGUGGGUCGGCUCUCUGGAGAGGAAGGCAGAGGACCUGGCUACCAUGAAUGUUUCUUUGACCAAUGAAGUGGGUCUGCUGAGGAACGAGGUGACCCAACUGAAACAACUGCUGCUGGCCCACAAAGACUGCCCUGUCACUGCCAUGCAGAAGAAGUCUGCCUACGUAGGAUCAACCUCCAACUCAUCCAUCUAAUCUAUUGCUUGCCUCUCACCUCUCUUUAAGGGUGAAUGUUUCUCUCUCUGUCUGUAGCUGCAGGAGUAGAGGAGAACUCCAGGGACCCCCCCUCUGAGCCUAUGGGUUCCCCAGCCCCGGUUAUCCAGCACGGGCCUUCGCCCCUUGCCCCCAGCCCUGGGGCCAUCACCGUCAACGGGCUGAGCGUCCGCGCGGCUGAGGCAGUAGCCAUGUCGGUCCUGGCCGGCAUGGGGGCGGCCCAGCAGGGAGGGGUCCUCAUGGCCACACAGCCGCAGCCGGCCCCCAGAUGAUGAGCAGGCGCAGGGAGCCAGUAAGAACUCUACAUUGGGCUUUACGAGGCUGGACUGGCACAAUGAUGUGUGCAAGAGAUUGAAAGAGAGAAAGGGACCUGAUUUGAAAUCUGUUGAUAGUACUUCUCACUCCCCUCCCCAUCUUUCUCCAUCCUACGCUCUAUGACCUUGGACACACUUGAUAGCCUCACAGCCAAUGAUAAUCACUGAACAGACUGAGUAGUCCUGCCUCUUGGGCCCAUUUUCUGAUUGAUCCUAGCUUGGAUGCACUGUCACUGUCUACAGUUGAAGUCGGAAGUUUACAUACACUUAGGUAGGAGUCAUUAACUUGUUUCUCAACCACUCCCAACAUUUCUUGUUAACAAACUAUAGUUUUGGAAAGUCAGUUAGGACAUCUACUUUGCAUGACACAAGUCAUUUUUCCAACACUUUUUACAGACAGAUUAUUUCACUUAUAAUUCACUGUAUCACAUUUCCAGUGGGUCAACUUCAGACACUAAGUUGACUGUGCCUUUAAACAGCUUGGAAAAUGUCAAAAUUAUUUAAUGGCUUUAGAAAGCUUCUGAUAGGCUAAUUGACAUCAUUUGAGUCAAUUGGAGGUGUACCCGUGGAUGUAUUUCAAGGCCUACCUUCAAACUCAGUGCCUCUUUGCUUGACAUCUUGGGAAAAUCAAAAGAAAUCAGCCAAGACCUCAGAAAAAAAACAAAAAGACCUCCACAAGUCUGGUUCAUCCUUGGGCUCAAUUUCCAAACGCAUGAAGGUACCAUGUUCAUCUGUACAAACAAUAGUACGCAAGUACCAACCACCAUGGGACCACGCAGCCAUCAUAACGCUCAGGAAGGAGACGUAUUCUGUCUCCUAGAAAUUAAUGUACUUUGGUGUGAAAAGGGCAAAUCAAUCCCAGAACCACAGCAAAGGACCUUGUGAAGAUGCUGGAGGAAACGGGUACAAAAGUAUCUAUAUCCACAGUAAAACGUCAUAACCUGAAAGGCCGCUCAGCAAGUAAGAAGCCACUGCUCCAAAACCGCCAGACUACAGUUUGCAACUGCACAUGGGGACAAAGAUUGUACUUUUUUGAGAAAUGUACUCUGGUCUGAUGAAACAAAAAUAGAACUGUUUGGCCAUAAUGACCAUUGUUAUGUUUGGAGGUGGAGAUGCAAGCCGAAGAACACCAUCCCAACCGUGAAGCAUGGGGGUGGCAGCAUCAUGUUGUGGGGGUGCUUUGCUGCAGAAGGGACUGGUGCACUUCACAAAAUAGAAAUUGUGGCAAAAUGGCUUAAGGACAACAGUCAAGGUAUUGGAGUGGCCAUCCCAAAGCCCUGACUUCAAAUCCUACAAACCUGACACAGUUAAACCAGCUCUGUUAGGAGGAAUGGGCCAAAAUUCACCCAACUUACUGUGUGAAGCUUGUGGAAGGCUACCCAAAAUGUUUGACCCAAGUUAAACAAUUUAAAGGCAAUGCUACCAAAUACUAAUAGAGUGUAUGUAAACUUCUGACCCACUGGGAAUGUGAUGAAAGAAAUAAAAACUGAAAUAAAAAAAUCUCUGCUAUUAUUCUGACAUUUUACAUUCUUAAAAUAAAGUGGGGAUCUUAACUGACCUAAAACAGAGAAUUUUUGCUAGAAUUAAAUGUCAGGAAUUGUGAAAAGCUGAGUUGAAAUGUAUUUGGCUGUAAACUUCCAACUUCAACUGUAUAUAGAAGUGUAUGUACAUACUCACACACCCGUGACAUAUACACACACCCGAUCAAAGAAUGUAGUUUUUGUUGUCUAUUUCCAAUUCUUCUCUCCCCUUUCUACAGUGUAAAUCUCUCCUUACAUAUUUAUCUUGUUUAUGCAGAUGUUAAUCCUUGGGAAAUUCUUUAUCAUCUUUAGGGCUGAAUAAGUGUGAAAUAUUGUGUGUGCAUAUUGUUUUCCCUUUGUCAUGGAGUGAGCCAAAGUAAGGAUACAGUCAGUGUCUGGCCUUUUUUUGACCUCGUAGGAAUUCUGCUUUCUGGCAACGUGUAUGAAACUACUUAUUGACUGCAUGGAUAUUAGAGGACACUGAUGAAGACCACUGUCUGUGUGCUGGUGUCUGUUAAUAUUAUCGCUGGUUUUAACAUACUGAUUUUCAAAUGACUGAUGCAAACAACAAUGACAAUGUCCUAAUGUAACACUUGAAAUGGUUAGGUAUUAGAUUAUACUUUGUAAUAAUCAGCAAACUCUUCAUUAGAUAAAUCAUUUACCCAGGCUAAAGUUAGUUGAAGAAAAAGUAGUGCAAUAUAUUUUUAUAUUCAAUAUUAAUGUUCAUGCGUUUAGCCAAAGCAUGUUUAGUGAAGUCAGUGGUAGAAUGGGUUGUUCUAAUUCAAUGAAAAUGGUUGAAAUUCUAGGUGAUCAAAGAAAAUGCAUAUCUGGAUUAGGGAACAUCUAUAUUGAGUUAUAGAUCAUGUCUUGGGCUCGGAUGCUUUACCCCACUUGAAAAACUACUGUCUAUUGGAAUAUCACUUUUCUAAGACUCUUAAUUUGAAUAUGGCAUGAAAUGUCUGUGAGGGAUGUCCUUUUAUGUUUUUACCACUGUCAUUUAGCUUUGGGGAAUACCAUAUUGUUUAUUUCCUCAUCUCUUUGUAUAUAUAUGUUUUUUAACAUAUCAAUAUUUUAAAAUGUAAUUUUAUUGCUGUAGCUUCUCCACCCUGUCAUGUUACCAGUCCCCUCAUGUUCUGUCAAGAGGAGGGAAAUGUCUAUCUUCAACAGUGUAACCUCUACAAACUAUUGUGGAAAUUGAUUGUCUCUAAGAAUGUGUUGAGGGAGUUUUCCCAAAAAUGUAUUCCACCUUAAGGCGGGUGAAAUGAACUUGUGCAUAGUCUCAACUAAUAAACUAUCUCCAGCAAAAUAAAUAA
Messenger RNA from Oncorhynchus kisutch (coho salmon), 4610 nucleotides. RefSeq names its product cyclic AMP-dependent transcription factor ATF-7-like. The record is from RefSeq and is a predicted model, not a curated record. Gene Ontology annotation, biological process: regulation of DNA-templated transcription. Gene Ontology annotation, molecular function: DNA-binding transcription factor activity; DNA binding. The coding region runs from base 102 to 1445 and encodes 447 amino acids. Lineage: Eukaryota; Metazoa; Chordata; Actinopteri; Salmoniformes; Salmonidae. The transcript is spliced from 13 exons.